This is a messenger RNA of Culex pipiens pallens (northern house mosquito), 1243 nucleotides long. Its product is annotated as prolargin-like. Gene Ontology annotation, cellular component: extracellular matrix. The transcript has 2 exons. Gene Ontology annotation, molecular function: protein binding. Bases 122 to 1234 code for a protein of 370 amino acids. The record is from RefSeq and is a predicted model, not a curated record. Lineage: Eukaryota; Metazoa; Arthropoda; Insecta; Diptera; Culicidae.
UUGAAAAAUUAGUCUGAUCUUGGUUGAUUUGUAAUCGUGAGAACGUAAGGUUAACCAAGCUGAAUGUGUUCAUUACUGAUAGUCUGGCAAUCAGUAAUCAGUCAUUGGAGAAGAUUUAGUAAUGGAAGUGAAAAUUGCAAUCACCCUCGUCCUGUUAAUCCUCCUCGGACCAGCUCACGGAUGGUACUACAACUGCUUCGUGGAGUCCAACGUCCUCAUGCAGGGCGGCUGUUCUAUGCUCGAUUUCGUAAUCACCCCCAGAACCGAGGUGGACAACAUCUUCUUCCCCCCGGCCGACAUCAACUUCUUCCGGUCGAACUUUUCUUCGUUUUCCCCGGCGCUGGGACGUCGCUUCGGUGAAGAAACGGAAAAGAUUAACCUGUACAACUGCGUGCUGCCCUCGCUGGCCGUCCCGUUGAUGGUCAAGCAGCUGGGUGUUUUCUUCGCCAGCAGCCUGCAGACGGUGCUGGUCAACUAUCGGCUGGAGAACGCGCUGGAAUAUCUGAGCAUCGUCGGAACUGGCGUCAGGGAUAUUCGAUUCGUGGAGGCGUUGACCAAGUUGAAGUUUUUACGGGUUCAAAAGAACAGGCUAUCGUUUGUGAACUUUGAACGGUUCAGGAACCUCACCGAUCUGGAAACGAUUGAUUUGAGUGAGAAUCAGCUGAUCCACUUAGAUGUGGGACAGGAGCUCCUGAAACUACCAAAAUUGAUUGAACUUCGUCUGGACAAGAACUACCUGGCUCAGUUUGAUGUUGGCAUGUGGAGCUUUCCAAAUCUACUAUUCCUUAAAAUUCACUACAACCUGAUAAAAAGUCUCAACGUUGAACAACUGGUCGACUCCCUCCCAAACCUGAGUCAAAUUAGUCUGGCCGCGAAUCCUUGGAACUGUGGACGUUUGAACACCAUGGUGAGCUAUCUGUUGGAGAACAAUAUCAACUACCAGGAAGAGGCGGGCAAAUUGAGUUGCAGAUUCAACCUGAUGGAAACCAUCAUUUUUACGACGCAGGACAACGUGACGCAUGCAGAGCGGAUCUUGAGCCACAUGAACGAAACGGCUGCGGUUUAUUACUUGGAUGCAAAGUCAGCAAUGUUGGAGGAUGUGGGGGAGAGGAAUGAAGUUUUGAUUGGAGAGAUACGUCAUACAAGUGCUGGCUUGAAUGAAUUGGAGACGAGAGUUAACAAGUUACGGAUAUCGAUUCAAGAGUUGAAGUUCAAAAAUAAAAUUCCGUUUUAAAACAAAGGC